Molecule: messenger RNA, 2109 nt
Organism: Candida tropicalis MYA-3404
Lineage: Eukaryota; Fungi; Ascomycota; Pichiomycetes; Serinales; Debaryomycetaceae
Product: nucleotide diphosphatase/phosphodiesterase
Exons: 1
Coding region: 1-2109 (702 amino acids)
Biological process (GO): nucleoside triphosphate metabolic process
Molecular function (GO): ribonucleoside triphosphate phosphatase activity; nucleoside triphosphate diphosphatase activity
Source: RefSeq, a predicted model, not a curated record
AUGUCGCAUCCCCAACCUCAUGCUGUUGAUGUUCCUAUCACAGAUAUGGAUGAUCCAGAGGAUGAUAUCAUAUUUGCUGAACAAGCACAUGACAACACACAUACAAGACCAAGCACGUUUUUAGAUACGUUAGAUUAUGAAAACACCGCUUCUUCACAACAGGGACAAAAUGGACCAGGUAUAUUUUCCAAAUUUAAAUCAUUUUUGACAAAUUCUCAACCAUCAAGUGCUAGUGAUUAUGAAAUGGUACUGCGUUUUGAUAUCGAUACUCCCAGUGAAACUGAUGGAGAAUAUGAUGAAUCAAGAGAGCCUCCUCUUGAUAUUAGAGAUUAUAGAAUAAAGUUACUAGAGAAGCAGGUCAAAAAUAGAACCAUCAUCGGAAGUGUAGUAUUGUUUACAGUUGGUAUUUUAACGUUUAUUUUAUUCUUCAAUAGAAAUAAUGGUCAUUUGGGGAUUCAACUGAGUGGUGGUAAUACUCGUAGAAUUUACACCAAUUCAACUCAUAAUUUCCAUCAAACUACUAUUUUAAUAUCACUUGAUGGAUUCCAUCCCCAUUAUAUCAAUCCCUUGGAUACUCCUACCAUGCAUAAUAUAAUGAAGAAUGAUUAUGGUGCACCAUAUAUGAUACCGAGUUUCCCAUCUCUGACAUUCCCAAAUCAUUGGACUUUAAUCACUGGGUUAUAUCCAUCAGAACAUGGUAUUGUCGGUAAUACAUUCUAUGACCCUUUACUCAAGAAACAAUUCAUAAAUACCAAUCCAAAGAUUGGAGGAUUGGACCCUGAUUUUUGGCAAGGUGGGGAACCUAUUUGGAAAACUGCAAAGAAACAAAAUAUCAAAACCGCAGUUCAUAUGUGGCCAGGAUCUGAAGUUCCACAUAUUGGACCGGAAGAUGAUUUUGAUAGAUAUAAUGGAUCAGAAUUGUUGUCAAGUAAAGUCGAUAGAGUAAUGGGAUGGUUAGAUAGAGAUUCUAUUGAUAACAGACCAGAAUUGAUUCUUACAUAUGUACCAACAAUUGAUCAAUUUGGACACAAGUUUGGAAUUUCAGGACAAAACUUAACUGAUGCUUUAACUUAUGUGGAUAAUUUCCUUGAUUUAUUGAAACAAGAAUUACACAAAAGAAAUCUUGAUGAUAUUGUAAAUGUGAUUAUUGUCAGUGACCAUGGAAUGGCACCUACAUCAAAUGAUAGGUUGCUCUAUCUUGAUGAUUUGAUUGAUCUUGACAAGAUCGAGCAUAUUGAUGGUUGGCCAUUAUUUGGAUUGAGACCAAAGGAAGAGUUUUCUGUUGAUGAAAUAUACAAUGAACUUCAGGAGAAAUUUAACAAGAUGGGAUCAGAAAUCACGUCAAAUUAUGAGAUUUAUAAAGUAGAAGAUGUUCCAAAAGAAUUCCAAUUUGGUGGUAAUCUUACUGAUCACAAGUUUAAUUAUAGAUUAGCACCGAUUUGGAUUUUCCCAAAUGUUGGGUAUUCAAUCACAACCCAUCAACAAAUGAAAGAUAAUAAUUUUGAUUACAAACCAAAGGGAGUUCAUGGAUACAACAAUACACAUUUAUUAAUGAGGGCUAUAUUUUUAGGAUUUGGUCCAUAUUUCAAGAAUAAACCACUUAAAGUUGAACCUUUCCAAAAUACUCAAGUUUAUAAUUUGGUUUGUGAUACUUUAGAUAUUAUCCCUGCUCCUAAUAACGGUACUCAAAUUCAUGAAAUCUGGGCAAAUGAAUUGGAUGAUGGUUGGUUAGAUAGUUUGAGUUUCCCUAAUUUACCAUUUGAAAUUGAACAUAUUGUAAGAAAUAAUGCCACUUAUGAUUCACUCUGGAGAAAAGGAAAAUAUCAAGAAGCAGAAGAAGAAGGAGGAGAGAAGGAAAUUCCUACAAAUGAUCAUCCUUUGGAGGAUAUGAAAUCUGAAGAAUCGACAAUAACUUCAUUGACACCUGAAAAAUUACCUAAACCUACUGAUUUUAUUUCGACUGAAACAGGAAAUACUUUAACCACGCUGACAACCUCAAAAAUCCACCAAGGUUUUGGUGACAUCAUGGGUGAUAUAAUGGACGGAAUUGGGGAUGGUGUAGAAGCAAUUGGCGAUGCUUUUCACAAUCUUAUAGACGAUAUAUUCUGA